AUGCUCUGUCAAAGUUUCAUUUUGUCAUCCUCAGGUGUUUACAUGCCGAUAAUAAAUUAUUUAGGUCAAAAUUGUAAUUUAAUUAUUAGCUAAUUCUAUAAACAAAAUAUUUAAAUAAAUAAUUUAUAUUAUUUUUAUUAGAAUCCAAUGUUACGUCAUUAUUUGUGAUGCAUUCUUGUUGCGGUAAUGAAUUAGUUACCAAUUCGGCUAUAAGUGAAGUAGUAUCGUAUAAUAUAAAACAAAUUGUUAAUUUAGUGUAUUCCGAGAAUUAUUUUGCUGGUGUUACUAUCGUUGCAUUCGUAAUUGCUGUUGCAGUAAUUGUGGUCACUCGUAGAAUCGGUGCUAAAUAUUUUAUAUCAUAGCAAGCUGUCCUAUCAGAAAGUAAAAGUAAUGAGAGUGACUGCUUUACUUCAGUGAGCCCUCCGUUUUAAAGGGCAUCCGUUGUCGCAAGUGUCACCGCGGGCGGGGAGGUGGGUCUCACUGGACCGGAGCCCCAGGACGUCGCUAUGAAAGGAGUAGAGGCCACACCAGAAGAACAAGAACGGCUAGCAACGGGAAACAACAAUGGAUCUCUCGAUUGCAAACUUCCAACACCUCAGCAACCCGGGCCACGAUCGGCAUUUCAUUCCACUAGAGUGUUCAUGCUGGUGUUUCUAUCGGGAUGGGUUUUACAGGGCAUGUUUCUAACGUACUUCGUCAGCGUAACAACGACGGUCGAAAAAUUAUUUAAAGUGGAAUCGAAGACUACUGGAACAUUGUUGGCGGCGACAGAAAUUGGACAAAUCUGCACAGCAUUGUUUUUGACCUAUCUGGCAGGUCGCGGUCACAGGCCGAGGUGGAUUGCGUGCAUGAUGCUCGUGCUCGCGGUGGGAGUGAUUGGUUGCGUGGUGCCGCACGUACUUUAUGGAACUCGGUUGAUGGACGUACAUUUAAUUUCGCACCGAGGCGGUGUUGCACCCGUGUGCUCUUCAGACGGAAACUCAACAUUGAUAACAUGUGACGAAGCUCACGCUAAGAGCAGGGCCACGCAAUCGUCUAUCACCGCCGUGGUGAUACCAUGGCUAUUCAUCUGUCUCCUCGUCGUCGGCGUGGGGCAGACCGGUAUUGCUACACUCGGCAUACCGUACGUCGACGACAACGUGGGUAGCAGACAAUCGCCAUUGUAUAUGGCUAUUACAAUUGGAAUAAGAGUUAUUGGACCAGCUCUCGGAUUCCUUCUCGGUGCGCUUUGUACCAGAGUUUACGUGGACCCGCUGGUUGAUCCCGGCUACGAAUUCAGUGAUCCAAGAUGGGUUGGAGCGUGGUGGCUUGGCAUGGUGUUCAUAGCAGGGUUUAUCGUUAUACUAUCGGCGCUGAUGUUCUUCUUCCCACGUCAAAUCAAACAAAGCCCUAUUCCGCUUCACCCGAAGAAGAACAAAGAAAGGAAAGGACAAUUUUUCAAAGAUUUCUUCGCGACGAUCAAACGUCAACUGACCAACGAUAUUUUGAUGUGGCGAACAGCGUCGUCCGUAUUACAUUUGAUGCCUAUCAGCGGUGUUUACUCCUUCCUACCCAAAUAUUUGGAGAAGCAGUUCCGCUUGCCCACGCACGAUGCCAACCUUGUCUCGGGUUUGGGCGGCAUAUUGGUGAUGGGAUUGGGUAUAAUUACAUCAGGCGUCGUGAUACUUAAACUAGUGCCCACAGCACGACAGGUUGCUGCUUGGACGGCUGCUACCGCUGCUAUAUACAGCGCCGGAAUGGUGGUGCUGAUGUUCGUGAGUUGUCCCGAGGAGAGCUUCCGAGCUCUCAGUGCGACUGACGUGGCCAAUCUCUCGUGCAGCUCCGAGUGUCACUGCUUCGGGGCGCCUUACUCGCCUGUGUGCGGACAGGACUCCUUCACAUAUCAAUCCCCGUGCCAGGCGGGCUGCUUAAACAGUACACAGCUGGACAACAGCACGUGGCUUUAUUACAACUGUUCGUGCGUCGACGCUCGCCUGCAGGGUGACAAGGCUUUCAAAACCGUGGAGCGCUACGAGCUGGACGCGCCGGACGACUUCGCGGCCAGCGGGUUCGCGGUGAGCGGCGAGUGCGGCGGCGCCUGCAACCAGAUAUACGCCUUCAUCGCCAUCUUCGCCGCCGUCAUGUUCGUGCACGCCAGCGGGGAGGUGGGCGCCGUGCUGCUCAUCAUUCGCUGCACCGACAAGCACGACAAGGCGAUGGCGAUGGGCGUGAUCCAGUUCGCGAUCGGCGUGUUCGGCAACGUGCCGUGCCCCAUCGUGUUCGGCGCCGCCGUGGACGCCGCGUGCCGCCUCCGCGACGCCGCCUGCGGCCUGCUCGGCGCCUGCGCCUCCUACGACAGCGACAGUCUGCGGCACUUCUAUCUCGGUCUGUCGGCCGGGCUGAUGUUCCUCGCUUUCAUAAUGGACAUGUUGGUGUGGAGCCGCGCGGGGCGCAUCGACAUGAACCCCGCCGACCGCGCCCCCGACCGCGACCAGCUGCCCUCCGACACGCCGCUCUGAUGCGCGCCGCCCGCGCCCGCGCCUCUGCACACCGCCCCCCGCACCGGCCCCCGCCACCCCCCCUCCGGGACGCAGUCACGCGAUCAUUCAUACUUUGACUACGCAUCUGAGCUGAAAUACUCGAAAUCGCCCCAUCGGUAUGAAAUGUUGUCUUAAUCAAGUAGUUCUAUCGUGCUCUUGAUCGAUAGUGAACGAGAGGCGAAGAAAACCUAUUGAAAAUCAAGUAAUUGAAUUUUUAAUUAAAAUCAAACGUUCGACUCAGGUCUGAGGAAAGCUUUUCGUAGCUUCAUUAUCAGAGACCGAAUCCUAGAUUUUAAGACGUCUAUCAUAAGUCUUUACCUAUAAGAACAAAUAAUUCGUAAUGUAUUUUCUUCAAGUUUACUUUUGUCCGUCUUUAAAACUAACUGUCUUCGUGGUGUGAAUGAUAAUUUUGUAAAUUUCGUGCGUAAAUGUCCUGGAAUUUACGCACGCGUUAUCGUUUGAAUAUUUAGGAUUUUUUAAACUCCUUGAAUUGUCCUUUUAUGCAUUUCCGAUGCAGUUCUUCUUCAAGGUACCACCGAUUUGAAUUAAAGUUGUCGGUUUGAUAUAUAAUUGUUAAAAAAGUAUUUCGAAUUCACAAAUUGUUAUGGCUUUGUAACGAAAUUUACGACUAUUAUAUUACUUUUUCUAUUUAUAGUUAUAUUGUGAAUCUUUUUUAUUAAAAAAUGUAUGUACCCGUUUUAGAGAAAAUUUACACCUGUCAGUAAUGUGGUGGUAAUUCGAAAUCCAUAAAAAUAGUUAAAAGAUCGCAUACUUGAGGAGUUAUUGAAACAUAUUUUCAAAUGUAACUAAGUCUAUAGUGAGUUAUCAAUUUCUUUUUCAUUUUUCGCUUUUUACGGUUAAUAAUGACUGAACAAUGGAAUAAUAUUUUUUGCAUUUUAUUAUUUAUACAUUUUGUACACUAGUUUCUUAUUUUUUUUAAUCUGUGCUCAAUUUUAUUUAAGUAAUAAAAUGAAUAUGCAUAAUAUUUUUAAUGGCUCGAAAUGAAUUACAAUUAUUUUUCAUUUAUUUUUGUUUUGUAUAGAAAUAGUACAAGUUUUUUUUAAUGUAUUCUUUAUAGGAGGGAAUUAAGGUCUGGUUUGAUCCGCGAAGUCCCGAAACGCAUAGUUUUAAUUGUAUGAUUACGAUUUUUUUACAUGUAUUUCUAUAAAGAAAUCACAUUACUGGGACUGAGUUAUAAAACUUUGUGACCACUGCCUCAUUAUCGUUAAAAAAAAGUUUGGAUUUAAAAGUAAAGUAUUGUAUUUAAAAAGAAGAUAAUUGAAACUGAUUUCACAAAUUAAGUAAUUUAAAUCUGUAAAAACUUGAGAAGUAAAUUCCUGUAAAGCUGUGGUCACAUAAGUUAUACAUUUUUUUCGAUUAUUGCGAAUUACAUGGCUAGUGAUUAGACUUUUAUAUUAGAUUAGAGCGAGUUUUUUUAUACAAAUACUGCUAAUUAUACUGUAAAUAUAUUAAAUGAAUUGAAUGUAUAAUCACAUAAUAUUAGUAUAAUUUAGACAGCUGUUAUAAUUGUUAGGACGUUUUUUACGUAUUUAUAUUGGUUUGUAACUUCAACAUCACAUUAGCUAUGGCCAGUUGGUAACAAUUUUCAAUGCAUAUUAUAUAAUUAUUGUACUUCAAUAUAUACUUGAAGGUUUUCGGCGUUAUGAAAUUAGUUAGUCCGACGACCUUUAGUCGUCGAGCGUGUUGUAACUAUAAGAUACAUUUUGAUUGGAAAUGUUUAGUAAAAUAUCGUUUUGUUGGUGAAUGUUGACUUGCUCUUAAUAUAUUCUUACAUUAAUAUUACUUAUAUAAUAAUAUUAUUAACUAUAGCUUUUCAUAUGGCAAGCUAUAGUUACAACUUUUUGCAAUUAUUAUACUAUCUUAUACAAAUAACCUUUCUCGUAAUAAUGGAAGGCUAAUAAGGCUGGGUCAUGUGUAAAAUAUUUAGAAAAAAAUAAGAUAUAUUUUGAUUUAGGUUAACUCUGAUAUUCUAUAAUGUCUAAAAAGUUUCUAUAUAUCUGUGAUUAUUUAUCACGAACCAGGAAUGUUAUUUAUAUAUUUUAUGGUAAGUGCAUUUCCUAGUGCAAUAUAAAAAUAAACACAGAUAAUUAAAUUCCAAGUUUUUUUUAAUAACACGAACGCCACUGCCAACCCAACGCAAAUAUAAUAAUUAAUAUUUUUUACAUAUAAAGCAGUUUUUGCAAUAGCUUAUACGAAUUAACAUUUUCUAUAUUAAUGUAUAUUUAAAAAAUAACAAUAUUUUUCCUAAUACUUAUUAAAUGUGCAUUAUAAUCGUGCAAUGUUUUUAAAUGAAAUGUAAGUAGUUUUAAAUAUUCUAAUAAUACAUUUUAAAACGUAGAUUCGAAUGUUAUUUUUUAAGAUGGCAUCAUUUAAUACAAUUUUACCCAUUUUUAUAUGAAAUUGUCAGCAUGGUGCUUGUAUAUUGAAACACGAUAUUAUACAAUACUUUAUUGAUGUUUUCUGUUUUCGUUAGUUCGAGUGUGUCAUUUGUUACUUAUUGUAAUGUCACAGUUAAUUACAAUAGAAUAUCUAAAAAAUUACUUAAACCGAAACUUUGAAAAUUAAAAAUAUGCUAUUAUUUAUUUCAAUUAAUAAUAAUAAUUUUAGGUUUAUUUUUAUGAAAUUAAACUUUGUUCAAAAUUUAUUUAAAUAUAUAUUUAAUCUGUGCAAAUUUUGUUGAAAUGGAUUAUACUUAUCAUAGAUUAUUUAUAGUUUAUGUCAAAAUAUAAUCUGUGCAAAAUCAUAUUGGAGAACGAUAAUAUAUAUUUUUAAUUGUUAUUAUUACAAAAAGGGUUGAGAGUUUGACGGAAAUCAACUUAUUUGGUACAACACUCAUAAUGUAAUUGACAACUCGACUCGCGCAAAUUAAAACUAAUAAUGUGAACAUAGCUUUAGGAAAUGUUCUUGUGCAAUCGCUAUGUUAAGCUUUUAUGUAAUUUAAUAUUUUUCGCCUUUAUAUAGAAACAUUUUUAACGAUUUCUCUUCAUAUAUUGUUUAUAAAGUAGCUGAAUUUGUUGUUUGUUGCUGUACGUUUAUAGUUUGUGUUUUAGGAUCAAAAUAUCUCUUCAUAGUAAUGAACACAAUUUUACUAGUCUAUCUUUUAGUGCUAACGUUUAAUACCUCGAUCUAGAUGUACCGAUCAUGAUGUACUUUAAGGUACCGUUUAAUGUUUUUUUUGACACAAUUGUCUAAAUUAUGUAUAGGUUUGCUAGAAAAUUCUAAUGGAUUAAUUGAAUAUUCGAUUCGAUUCUAUAUCGAUGUCGUAGAUAGAACAUUUGUGCGUUAACAGAUAAUUGUCUAUGCCUAAGUAUGUUAUAGCGUAUGAGCAUAUAUAGUUAAUAAAUAUCUUCGAUUUUAUAUAUCUUUAUGAUAAUGAUUUGCCAUAUAUCGUGUUACGAAAUGUAAAAGCUUCGCGUUGCAAUGAAUAUAAAAAUAUUAUUGUUUGUUUUUUAAUGUUAUAAUUAUUUAUAAAUAUAAAUAUUUUACGCCUCUAGUACCGUGUAUGCUCGUACGAAAAGUUUUCUAUAAGUUAGUAUAAGGACUAGAAAUAAAAUUGUACCAAAAUAUCACAAAGAAAUGUUUAGAGGAAUUACAAUUUACGUAGCGAAUAUGUACGCGACUGUACUCUAUAUUUUUUCACGUUAGUUUAAUAAGUUUUAAAAAUGUAUUGAUUUCUACGAUAUUUGUCCAUUUUAAUCAUAGAAUAAAAAUCUGGUCAUGAUUCCGGUACAGCUUUGUAAUGGUUUAACUUCGAUGUGUCUGUAGAUUUGUUACUGUGACAUUAGUCACGUAUUUUUUUUAAUUAUUUGUAAAUAAAAACUUUAUUGAGA
Vanessa tameamea is the source of this 6370-nucleotide messenger RNA. Its product is annotated as solute carrier organic anion transporter family member 74D-like. NCBI's taxonomy places the organism in Eukaryota, Metazoa, Arthropoda, Insecta, Lepidoptera, Nymphalidae. Gene Ontology annotation, cellular component: plasma membrane. Gene Ontology annotation, biological process: sodium-independent organic anion transport; transmembrane transport. The record is from RefSeq and is a predicted model, not a curated record. The coding region runs from base 507 to 2498 and encodes 663 amino acids. Gene Ontology annotation, molecular function: protein binding. The transcript is spliced from 11 exons.